Eriocheir sinensis (Chinese mitten crab) is the source of this 1938-nucleotide messenger RNA. RefSeq lists its product as uncharacterized. Lineage: Eukaryota; Metazoa; Arthropoda; Malacostraca; Decapoda; Varunidae. The coding region runs from base 1 to 1620 and encodes 539 amino acids. The transcript has 2 exons. The record is from RefSeq and is a predicted model, not a curated record.
AUGACUCAGCAAAAACAAGUGAAGAAGUCUUGGUGCUGCGGGUGCUUCGGCUGGCUCUUCGCCAGGCGGAAGCGCCGCAGCCCCUCCGAGGAACCUGACGACAUCGUCGAGGAAACCGAAAACGCGGGUGCCCAGGCCGAUGCAGGGCAACAGGCCCUGGUCUGCCUGAAGAAGGCUGCUCAGCCUCUCUCAGUGGUGGAGGAGGAGAUCCCCUCCGACACCCUGCUGGAUGCUGAUGGGGUGGUGGGGAAGGGCGAAAAGGAGGCCACUGGCAGGAGGCGUCAGACUCUCAUCAUCACAAUCCACUUGGUGAAGAGAGAGAAGGUCCACAAGCCAGUGGAUGAUACAACAGUCGCACAAAAAGACUGCACGCAAUUGGAGAGCCAUGGCAAGAGGGUUCAAACUCUCGUAAUUACUCUGCACAUGGUCAAGAGAGAGAAAAUAAAGGAGGUAUACGAUGAGCUCCCCUCCGGGCACCAAGGCACGGCUGGGGACGCUCCUUCCAGCAGGAGCAAGGCCGUUACCGGCCCACCGGAAAAGAUGCCCCUUAUCAGCAGCUUCAAACAGCGGGACGCAUCUCAAACACCGGUCAAGAAAAUGAUCAGGUUCAACUUCCAAAACCUGAACACUUUCGUCAAAAUUCGUGAGCUGUACUGUGCCUACGACUACUUCAAAUAUGGCUUCCCUCACUCCAGCAUUCGUCCUGAGCUGAAAAGCUUAAAGGAGAGAGCAGUGGAGCCACAGGAAGAGCCAGCAAAGGAAGCAGUAAACAAACUGCCAGAGGCUAAGAAAACAGUUACAGAGGAAGCAACAGAUUCAACCAACAAAAUCAAUGAGCCACAACAUCUCACAGGGAUCCUCAAGAAAGGAAAGACGGCCAGCACCGCUCAUAAAUGUGUGCGCUUUAACUUCCAGAACCUGAACACUUUCGUCAAGGAUCGUGAACUGUACUGUGGCUACGACUACUUCAGGUAUGGCUUCCCUCUCUCCAGCAUCCGUCCUGAGCUGGAAAGGCGAAAGGAGAGAACAGUGAAGCCGCAGAAAGGGUCAGCAAAGGACGCGGUAAAGAAACACAACACACGACACCAGCAAACAGUUGGAGCAGCUCGCUGUGCACAAAUGAAUACCACUACUGAAGGGAAGUCUCCUAAAGGUAUCCUGAAGAAAGAAAAGAUGCCACGGUCCACCUGUCCAAGACAUGUGCCCUUCAACCUUGGUAACCUCCGCGCCCCCGUUAAGGAACGUGAGGUGUACCGUGGCCACGACACCUUCAGAUACGCCGCGCCGCUCCAAGUCACUCAGCCUCCCAACUUUACCUCGAGGCCUCACCAGCAGCCCGUUAGAUCCGCCUCUAACUCGCUGCGUGGCGCACCUCGGCACUUCGAGAGGCCGGCACAGCGGAGCAACGACUCCUUCCAGCAAAACAGUGGCUGGUAUGCUGCACACAACUACACCAACAGCCGCCACUCACAGCACCGCCAGCACAACGCCAGCAGCCACGUCCCGCCAAGAUACGAAACAAGGCAUUUCUACGAGGGACAGACACAUCGGGGCACCAACUCCCGCAGCAGAGGUCGUGCCAAGAGAGGCGCAAAGCCGAGUGGUGGCGAGUUUCUGUGAGCACCCGGCGAGUACACAGCGUCGUGAUCAAACUCAAAUGUUCAGCGACGUACAGGUGACGUACAUUCCGGGUGCAUUUCUCAACACCCGCUGAACAGUAACUGUCGCUGACUGGUGAUAACAGAGACUGAGGAGUGCCAAGAAGCACCACAAACACACUGAGAGGAACGGCUCGCCAGCUGACUAAAAUCACCAUGCAGAGGAACGCAUCCCAUGGAACGGUGCCACUUCUACGGAACAAAUUGUUCAAGAGUGUCGCAUCUGUGGGGAGUGUUUGGACGCAUGUGUGUGCUUACAUUUCUUAUCUUAUAUUUCAAA